Molecule: messenger RNA, 3362 nt
Organism: Cyprinodon tularosa
Lineage: Eukaryota; Metazoa; Chordata; Actinopteri; Cyprinodontiformes; Cyprinodontidae
Exons: 16
Coding region: 239-2830 (863 amino acids)
Cellular component (GO): early endosome membrane; intracellular membrane-bounded organelle
Molecular function (GO): phosphatidylinositol binding
Source: RefSeq, a predicted model, not a curated record
CUGGCAGGCGAGGACUCCCCGCAGCCAAUCACAGCCCCGCGUUUUAACCAGCUUGAUAAAGUUUGCUUUUUCCGCCGUUUGACAGAAGUUCAAAGAGCUAAACACGCAGAUUGACUUCUUCUUCUUCUUCUGCGGGAACUUGAACAUGCCGUUAAUCGAGUCAGAUGCCGCUUCCUCCAACGCUUAUCGACUAAAAGUCAGAGCCGCUGUGGAGAGGAGCCCGCUGUGAGUGAAGAAGAUGUAUCUGCUGCGCUUUUCCAUCGCUGUAAGCUUCGGCCUGCUUUGGUAUUUUUCAGACUGCGGUCGCACAGUAACGCAGUACGUUAUUUGUUUCCUGUUUUGCGUUUCAACGCCGCUGUUUUUUGGAAACAACGGGAGAGAGAGCGGCACACAAACUGAUGAAGAGAGUAAAGAACAUCCGCUUCAGGAAUCUGUCGAUGAAGAGUCAUGUGAACUGAUUGAUGGGGGGUCCCUGGAGCAGAACAUAACGCUGACUUCUCCAUGUCCACAUGUGAAGAAGUCCCUUCAACGAGUGUUCGAGUGCGCCUACGCUCAGCUGGUUCUGCCUUGGUACGGCGUCCCUGAGCCCUGCGAGCAGCAGCCUCUGCACAAGGUGCUCAGCAGGGAUUUCGACUUUGUAAUCGACCGCAUCAUCGACAGAGCCAGGGACUUUGAUGUUUGCCAGGCCGUUGUGGGCUCCAUUAAGAUUUUGACGCAGCACUUGCAUAAUGCAAAGCAGUCUGACCGAGACCCCUUGUUCAGCUCCGCUGCUCUGGAGAUGGCGGUUCUCAGAGAGCUUUCUGACGCUCUGGUGCGCAACCUUUUCCCAAGAUCUUUCUGGGGGCAUAAAACCAACCAUUGUGCCUUAAAUGAGAUCAUUGCCUUAAAGGGUCUGGGCCUUAUGGUGAAUUGGCUGUCUGACCCAGACAACCUGAACCAGCUGGUGGUGAAUCAGCUCGACAUUGUAGCCCUGAAAAGCUUUGCAGAGGAGCUGCAGGCAUCUGACCCAGAUCGAGUCUCUGUUGCUUCGCAGGAGGGCGAGGGCGACGAGGAAGGCAGUGAAGUGAACUUUGCAGGAGCAGAGAUUUCAGCCGGCUCUGGAAUCGCAUUAAAAAGGAGAGGUCAUAAGUUAAGAGAAGGAUGGACCAAAUUUGUUGACAAAAUGAAGUCAAAAAGGGCCAAGAAGAAGAAGAUAAAAAAGAUGGAGCAAGAGCUGGUUAUGAGGCUGAUGGCGAUCCAGGGAGACGGAGCCGACGAGGUCGAUGCCAGCAGCAAGGAGGGCUCGCUCUCCAGCCAGCAGGAUUCUGAAAGGGAAGACAGCGAUCUGGACGACUAUCUUGCAAGCGUCCAGGAGGACAUGAUGGAAUUCAAACUUUCUUAUGAGAUGUGGCGCGUGGGCUGCUGGGCUGUCAGCAUCCCUCAUGCUGACUGGGAGGACAACGAGCUAAUCUUUACGGUCCAUGUGGAGGAAAAGGACAGCCCAGAGAAUUUACAGUGGGAUAUUAAGAAGACUUACAUGGAUGUUGUUCAUUUCCGCAACAGAUGGCAGGACUCGACCAGCCUGCCCACCAUUUUUCCAUUAGAAGAAUCUGAGGUCAACAGAAAGGUUAAAGAAGAAGCCACUGCAUCAGUUGAGCGUUUCCUGCAGGACUUGGUUUCUGACGUUAUGAUCGGCCACACUCAGCCGGUUUUUCAGUUCCUGUGUCCACUUGACAAACUGCUGAGCGAGGAGGAGCACAGCGGAGGCGUGUGGGGGAUUCUCAGUGGUCUGGCCUACUUCCUCACUCCUGGGCAAGAGGAAGAAGAGAGCUCCAGCCUGCAGACAGAAGUCUCCCAAGAAAGCGAAGUGCCAUCCUCACAACUUGAAUCAUUCCCCCUUUCUGUAGAGCAUCAUUGUAAUUCCACUCCGAUUCAGAACGGCUCUCCGCUCCCAAUGAUUGUCGUCUCCCAGUAUAAUUCCCCUCCCACACAGGCCGGGGAGGCAGAGGUUAACCAGCAGCUCUCUGCUAAUGCUGGCACCUUGCUUGGAAACUGUUUCCAGGAGAAACCAGAAGAGUCUGAUAACACCUUGACCUCUCACUUCAAAAUGAUCAUCAAAGGACUGACCAAAUCCAGGUCACAGGAGUCUCUGUGCUCCGCAAAGGCCAGCGGAGAUGAGGAGCAGUCUGAUGAAGCACAGCAUGCGGGAGCAGAGGAGCUGUCGCAUCUCAGCUGCUGUUCGAAGUCGAAUAAAAAGGAGAGGAUGGGUUUCAGGAUGUCAGGUGGAGCGGGCAAGACGAAAGGGAAGGAGACAAUACAAGGCACUCUGCAGAGAGGGGAGGACCCACGGUGUCAGAGAGGCCAAAUCGACUGGGAGCAGCUGGAGUCAUCCAAAGCCAUAUUUGAUCUGCUGAAAGAAAUAUCAGGAAACUCGAUCCUCAUCAACAUUUUUGACGCCAUAUUGAAACCUGUGAUGCCUAUCUUGAAGAAGAAAUUAAAUUCCUUCCUGAAUAAGUUAAACCCAACAGAGGAGCAGAUGGCUGCCUAUAUCGACGCUCUGUGCAGCAAGCUGUGGCCGGAGAUCCAGCAGGUCGCCGCCCCUCGAACGGACGAGGAGAAGGACGAGACCAGAGAGCGAGCGCACAACCUCAUCAACGCUCGAUAUUCUAACUAUCUGGUUCUGAAGAAGACGGAUGUGGAGUCGGUUUUCAAUCUGUUCCAGAACCGAGAGGAAAACAAAACUCUGAUCUAUACACUCCUUGCCUUCCUGUUGAGGGAAUUUCUGCCCAAAGACAACUCUCUACACUUAAGUGCUAAUGUUCUUCAGAAAGUGACAAACGGGGCCAACUGAUCUGUGAAACCUGCCUUUAUUUUAUGUGUGACCACUUUUUAAAUAUUGAAGAUAUUUAUAAUUGCCUUCUAAUCGUUUGGACCACCUCAGUAUGAAUGUGAAAAAUGCCUUUUUCUGUCAUUAGUUUUACCUCAGACACACUGUGAAUAUUUGUUUUUGUCAAUGAUCUUCUCAUCACAUUCAUGUGUUGAUGCUGAACUCGACUGAAAUCAGGAAUUAUAUCUGGGAGUCAGAAUAUUACUGAUGAUCUCAGGAAGGAAGAAGUGACCCUUAUUUCUGGGUACAGAUGUCACUUCAUACAUUCUGUUUUCCAAAAUGAUUUUCGUCACUUAAAGCACUUCAUAUGUUAAAGGUGUUUGUUUACCUAAAGGGUUCUUCUUCUGUUUUUGUUUUUCUGUUUUGUCUUGUGAAAAUAUAAAAGCUCAGAUUUUCUCAUUGCACACAAUUUGUCAAAACGGUCAGUUCCUCGCACAUAGCUUGAAGUAAAUGUGUGGAACUUGAAAAUGUAUUCCAAAUAAAAUAUGUAAUAUCA